UUAUCAACGUCCUCAGCUGUUAAUAAUUUCCAUUUCACUGCUGUAUUGGUUUCGAAGUACGGCAGAUUGUUGGAAAUUUGAUGGCGGUGGUCCUGGGUCUCUCGGUCCUGGUUAUCGUGUUCCUCGCAGUGCUUCCAACCUGUUAGCAGCACGAGGGCCACCGCCAGUGAUACCAAAUGCUGGUGGAGGUGGUGGUGGCGGCGGCGGUAGCUUUGCCAACCUCUUCAAUUCACAGCCUCAAGAUAUACUCUACUCCUGCCCACUAAAUAGCAUGUGUCAAUGUGCCGGAUUACCGAAUGAGACAACGACACUUAUCGAAAUUAAUUGCAACGAGGUGGAGCUGUAUAAAUUUCCAGAAUUCAUACACAGCUCGGUGCGCUACAUUGAAAUGUCCAACACCCACCUGCAGAGUGUCGAUGACGAAACAUUUCAGGGUCUCAGACUGAAAACAUUAAAACUUAUUGACAACGAAUUACAGGAUAUAUCCGAACGUAGUUUCAGCACCAUGACCCACAGUUUAAUGACUUUGGACAUAUCAGGGAAUAAAAUGCAGCAAAUACCCUAUGAAGCAUUACAAAGACUACAUUCAUUAACACGUUUGGUGGCGCAACGAAAUCACAUAACAUCCUUAGAUGUCAACUGGGAGGCACAGCAUGACACCUUACGGUCACUACAUUUAGCUGGUAAUGACAUUACCGAAGUAUCGCCCACCUCACUGCAUGAAGGUGUCAGCCAUCCUUCAUCGGCUGCCAUUCAAACCAUAACCAAAGAUGAACAUCUUCUCAAAGGUUCACACAUAUCCUCCAAUUCCAUAACCGGCCUGACACACUCGACCAGCAGCCACCAAACGGGAAAACCGUUUAAUCGUCUGCAGAAAUUGUUAUGGCUGGACCUGUCGAACAACAGAAUUUAUCACAUCUCACCCAACUUUCUGCCCCGCAGUCUCAUAACAAUCGACUUGUCUGGCAACCUGUUGUCAGCAUUUCCCCACCACUUGUUCGAACAUCUGUAUGAGCUGAGAAUUAUUUCACUGCGUGAUAAUCUGGUGAAAAGUUUAAUGACCAAAGACCAACGGCAGGUGCGAAUACAUUUGGAGAAAUUGGACAUGGGCAAAAAUCUGAUAGAGACAUUGGAAAGCGACUGUUUUCAAACGAAUUACUCGGACGUCCAUAUCAGAGCAUUGAAUUUGGAAAAGAACUACAUAAGGCAUUUGCCAGCCGCUGUGUUCCGAGACAUCGGUACGGUGCAUUUAGUGUUGGCCUUCAACGAGAUAGAACGGAUCCAUGUUAACGCCUUUGAGGGCAUAGAGGAAACAUUGGAAUAUCUGGAUCUGGAGAGAAAUAAUCUAAACAGCGUUCCUGGGGCCAUCAGUCGUCUGAAUCGCUUAAAAUAUCUUUACCUGACAUCGAAUAACAUCAAUCAGUUGAGCAAUUUACCGGAGAAUACUGAAAAUUUGAGAGUGCUCUCGUUGAGUGGGAACAAUUUCACGAUGAUUCCUGUGUUGGGUCUCAAGAACUACACCAACCUUUCCUAUUUGAAUAUGGGUUAUAACUCGAUAAGUGAUAUACCCGAAAGCAUCUUCACUGUAGAUUCUUGGGGUUCAAAUUUGCAAACCAUUCUGUUGAGAAACAAUAAAAUUACCCAUCUACAUUUGAACUCCUUUGCCGGACUGGAUCAAAUUCAGGAAAUUUCUCUCAGUUUUAAUGACAUCAAUAUUCAUCACCCCAUGGUAUUUGAGAAUGUCUCGAAAACCUUAAAGAUAUUGGAAUUAUCAUUUGCGGUAUUUCCGGCACGCAGCAUGGAAUCUAUAGACCCUUUGGAUGCUCUGUACCCACUGUCACAGCUUAUGUGGCUGGGCUUGGACAAUAACAAUCUGAAACAUUUAAACAAUGAAUCGUUUUCGAAUAUGCGUGAACUUUCCUACAUAAAUUUGGGAUUCAAUCAACUGAAGUCGUUGCCGAAGGGUUUAUUUUUGCCCGAGAUUCAUUCCCAUUUGGUGGAAAUAGAUUUGGGCUAUAAUUCCCUGGAAAAAUUAUCCGCUCAAACAUUCUAUAAUCUUGGAGAUUUGCAGACGCUGAACUUACAGUCGAAUAAAAUCCGUUUGAUCGAGAAACAUGCCUUCCACAAUUUGGAAUUCCUGCGUUAUAUUGAUUUAUCGUACAACAAAUUGUCCAACAUAUCACAUCAGGCAUUCACAACACUGCCAAAUUUAGCUGCUCUGGAUCUGAUGUUUAAUAAUUUGUGUUCGUUCUCGUUGAAAACAUUUCACUAUGUGUCGAAUACCACCACUCCGUUGAAAUUGAACCUUACCUACAAUCGCAUCAGCAACUUUGAAGAUACCCUCUCAUCGUACAUGUAUAUCUACAAUUUAGAUAUAAGUCACAACCUAAUCAGCAAACCAGAUAGCUUCGCCAACUUAGCCAAUACCUUGAGAUUUCUGAACUUGGCCCACAAUUCCAUACAGAAUUUGGCCAAUCAUGCCUUUGGUGAUUUGGAAUUCUUGGAAAUACUCAACCUGUCACAUAACAAUAUAACGAGCUUGAGGCGUCGCAGCUUUCAGGGACUUAAUUCCUUGCAGGAAUUGGAUUUGAGUUAUAAUCGUUUGGAUCAGCUACAGGUGGAACAAUUCUCCAAUCUUAGGAAGUUGAGGAUCUUGAAAAUACGCUGCAACAAAUUGAAAGCUUUGCCGCGUGAAGUCUUCAUGAAUACCCGACUGGAGUACUUGGAUAUAUCGGAUAACCAGUUAACUGUGUGGCCAGUGCCUGCCUUUUCCGAUGUGGGCUUUACACUGCGCAACAUACAAAUGUCUACCAAUCUGUUGGAAUAUUUGGACUCCAGCAUGUUUAUAAAUUCUCAAUUCUUGUAUGACAUCAAUUUGUCGUAUAAUAAGAUUACCGUUUUACCCGACAAUACCUUCAGCUUUUUGAAUAAUUUAACGAAUUUGGAUUUAUCGGCGAAUCCAUUGGUCACCACCAACCUAAAAGAGAUCUUCCUACACACACCACGUCUAAGACGUCUCAAAAUAUUUAAUAUGGGUCUCUAUGUGCUGCCUCAACUAAAUCUUCCCCAACUUUCCUAUUUGGAUGUUAGCGGUAAUUUUUUGCAAGAAUUAUCAUCGCUGCACGAAAUGCGCCAACUGAGAUUUGUAAAUGUGUCACAUAAUAAGUUCGUUAAUGCCUCGUGUGCUGUGGAACACCUACCACCCUCGGUAAGGGUUUUAGAUUUAGCUCACAAUCCCCUCAGAAGAAUAACCGUGCACGAUAUGGCUUCCUUGAGGCAUCUUUCAGAACUCAAUCUGUUAGAUGUCAAAGUUAUAAACCCUUUGGCAUUUGCCAAGCUAAGGUCACUGAGGAAAUUACACCUAACCGCCCAUAGUAAUUUGGGUGAAAUUGUGUCUCGAAUACCGGGACUGCAGGAACUGAAAGUCCACAGCGUAGAUGCCAAUAUUGGCGGUCAACUGUUUGCCAAAUUAAUCAACAAUACCAAACUCCAUUUGGUGGAAAUAUAUGGGACCAAUAUUCAAACCAUAUCACCGGAUGCAUUCGAAGGACUGGCUCGCAAUCAGAAGCUGCAAGUAAAAAUAUCACAUACGAAAAUAUCCGAUUUACCACCGGGCAUAUUCUAUCCCUUGAGAUUGGUGCCCCAUCUUUCCAUCGAUAUAUCGGAUAAUAAAAUCAAUGCACUGGCAGCCGAUAGUUUUUAUCCGAAUAAAACCUAUUGGGAUACAGUGGGUACACGCAGUAUUAUUGGUGGCCUACAGACAUCAAAUAAUCCGCUAGAAUGUGAAUGUGGCCUCGUGUGGUUCGGUCAUUGGCUGCGAAGAUGGUUACGUGAAUCUGCUCAAAUAAAAGUCAUACAAAAGGAUGACAUGAAACAAAUGGUUCAGCGUGCUCGUGCCAAUACCUGCCAUGAUCCCACCUCUGGCAAACAGAUGCCGAUUUUGGAAAUUUUCCCCGAAGAUCUGCUGUGUCAGGCAUCUGCCCUUAGCAGUUCCGGCGAAAAGCUGUUUCUUAUUUCGUUUGCUGUCAUCAUUUUACCCCUGUUCGGCAUGACACUUUGAUAAUCGUAAGCCUCAUUAUCCUCAUUUCAUUAAAUGAAUACAAAGAAGUCUUUAUUUGACUUUGUCACGCCAUAAUGUGAUGCGUAGCUGGCUGGCU
Molecule: messenger RNA, 4157 nt
Organism: Musca vetustissima
Lineage: Eukaryota; Metazoa; Arthropoda; Insecta; Diptera; Muscidae
Product: chaoptin
Exons: 5
Coding region: 272-4060 (1262 amino acids)
Molecular function (GO): protein binding
Source: RefSeq, a predicted model, not a curated record